Molecule: messenger RNA, 369 nt
Organism: Blastocystis hominis
Lineage: Eukaryota; Bigyra; Opalinata; Blastocystidae
Exons: 3
Coding region: 1-369 (122 amino acids)
Biological process (GO): protein deubiquitination
Molecular function (GO): cysteine-type deubiquitinase activity
Source: RefSeq, a predicted model, not a curated record
AUGGGAGCAAAGAAGUUUCGCAAAUUUAAUAAACGAAAACAGCUUCCACAAGACAAAUUCAAUACUACCAACAAAUGGAGUUCACAGCAUUCUUCAAAACCUUCAUACGGAGCAUUCAAUGGAAGGAACAAAAACCUCGCUUCAGAGCUGAAUCGCCAAGGUCUAAGCAUUCGGUCAAUUACGCCCGACGGGAACUGUCUAUUUAGAUCGUGCGCUGACCAACUAUUUGGAAACCAGGACCGUCAUGCCGAAGUGCGUCGGAAGGCAGUGGAAUAUAUUCGACGGCAUAAGAGCGAUUACCUCCCUUUCAUGGACGAAGAGAGUGGCAAUUUCAAUCAGGUAUUUUCCAAUUUCUCUCGUCAAGCAUAG